UUCUCAUUAUCUCCAAAUUCAUCUCAAAAAACCUUUUUCCACUGAAACCUCACACAAAAUGAAAACUGACGAUCACCUAGCACGAGGAGACUCAUGUCUCACAUGAGGUUUUGGAUAAAAGAGGAGAAGGGACUAAUAGUAAGAGUAACUGUUCUAGUAGUUUUGAGGUACUGAAUGUAGAAAGUGGAGUGAAGGAGAAUGAUCUAACUUCCAAAAACCAAGAAAAGAUGGCUUCUCAAACUUGCAUAAAGAACAAAUCUGUCCCUUCUGAGGAAGCAAAAGCUACAAAGAAGGAGGCAAAAGCUCGGAAGAAAAUAACUCAAGAGCGUAUAGCACUUGGCGUGAAGAAGUUGAAACUCAAACCACCAGUAGCUCCGAGACCAAAACCUAUAAUAUUUUGUCGGCACCAUCUCAAGGGUCGGUGCCACGAGGGAGAACAGUGCAAAUUUUCACACGAUACAACUCCGGAAACCAAAUCUUUGCCUUGCUGCUACUUUGCAACUCAGUCAUGUAUGAAAGGAGAUGAUUGUCCGUACGACCAUGAUCUGUCCAAAUAUCCUUGCAACAAUUUCGUGACCAAAGGUUUCUGCCACAGGGGUGAUACGUGUUUAUUUUCUCACAAGGGUACUCCACAGGCUGCUUCAGAUAGACCGGUUGCAAAUGUAACAACCUCGUCAAGUAACAUCGCUGCAGCAUCUAGUAGUUUUGAGGCACUGAAUGUAAAAAGUGGAGUGAAGGAGAAUGAUCUUUCCAAAAACCAAGAAAAGAUGGAUUCUCAAACUUGCAUAAAGAACAAAUCUGUCCCUUCUAAGGAAGCAAAAGCUAGAAAGAAGCCUUGCCGCUACCUUGCAACUCAGUCAUGUAUGAAAGGAGAUGAUUGUCCGUACGACCAUGAUCUCUUAAAAUAUCCUUGCAUUAAUUUCGUGACCAAUGGUUUCUGCCACAUGGGUGAUAAGUGUUUGUUUUCGCACAAGGCUGCUUCAGAUAGACCGGGUGAAAAUGUAACAAUCUCGUCAAGUAACACCGCUGCAGCAUCUGUCUUACCUCAGAAAUCAAAUAAACAAACCGUGAGACAGGCCAUAGCCAGAUUACAGGGGAUACAACCAAGAGUUUCAAGCUCAUCUACGUUUUUGAAGCCCUCUAGUCAAUCUAACCAAAAAAACUCAACUGUUGCAUCAUCUUCAAAGAUCAAUGAACAUGCAACACCUCCACAGCUUCCUCCUUUGAGAAAACCAUCCGUUGUUCCAAAGGGUAUGAGUUUUCUCUCUUUUUACAAAACCACCCAAGAGGAGGAUACCUCGAAGAAGCUGUAAACAAGAGCGACCUUACAGUUAACAGACUGUAACCAGAAACUCAGGGAACAUAUCGUCCAAGAGUCCCGAGUUCUUGUCGAGCUUCAGCCACGGCAAACAACUGAUCUAUAUUUGGUUUCUCUUUUAGAUUAAAAAAAAAAAAAAGACCUCGGUUAUUAUGUUUUCUGAUAACUUCCUUUAGACAUCACAUUUUCUGUAGGUCUGAAUCUGAAUCUUGCGAUGCAUCUUCAUUGAAAGGAUUCAAUGUUUAUAAGUAGGUUCCUCUCUUUAUAUAUUUGGCUAGAGCAUUUGAAUUGGUCUG
This is a messenger RNA of Raphanus sativus (radish), 1614 nucleotides long. RefSeq names its product zinc finger CCCH domain-containing protein 65-like. Gene Ontology annotation, cellular component: nucleus. The transcript is spliced from 9 exons. The coding region runs from base 228 to 1313 and encodes 361 amino acids. Lineage: Eukaryota; Viridiplantae; Streptophyta; Magnoliopsida; Brassicales; Brassicaceae. The record is from RefSeq and is a predicted model, not a curated record. Gene Ontology annotation, molecular function: RNA binding; metal ion binding. Gene Ontology annotation, biological process: negative regulation of DNA-templated transcription.